AUAUCACUUACUCCUCCGCUCCAUAGCUGCAGUAAUCAAUGCCGUCGCAGCCUCCAAAGCUGCUAUCCCUCCAUUAAAAGCCGUUUCAGCCGCCGCCACAGCAUCUUUAUCAUUGCCAUCCAAAUGUCUCCCUCUCACUUUCACUUUCCCUUGGACAAGUCCUCUGGCUCUGCUGGUAGUAGCAGCAGCAUCAGCUUGUCUUGCUGUGAGGACGCAGGUGAAGUGGUAAACUGGGAACCCGACACGUCUUCCCACCAUCAGUUUCCGUCUCCAGACAAUUAUCCACAGUACGAUGAGGAUACCAUUUCAAAACUCAUCGACUUGGAAUCCGCUCAUAUGCCUUCUACCGAUUACCUCCACCGUUGCCAGGACCGUUCCAUCGACGUCAUAACCCGGCAGGACUCCAUCAAUUGGAUCCUAAAGGUGCAUGCAUUCUAUCACUUCAGCCCAGUAACGGCAUUUCUCUCCGUCAACUACUUCGAUCGUUUCCUCUCUUCUCAUUAUCUGCCGCAAGCAAAUGGGUGGCCGUUUCAGCUUCUAUCGGUGGCUUGUUUAUCUUUAGCAGCGAAAAUAGAGGAAUCCGAAGUGCCAUUGUUACUGGACCUUCAAGUAUUCGAGCCCAGAUUCGUUUUCGAACCUAAAACAAUCCAAAGAAUGGAGCUUUAUGUCAUGGCUACUCUCAAUUGGAGACUACGUUCUGUAACACCCUUUGAUUAUCUCCAUCACUUCAUUCGCAAGCUUCCUUCAUGCUCGACCCUGUUACCCGAUUCGUUUUCUUUGGUUAUCUCUACUUCUUCGGAUCUCAUACUCUGCACCGCCCGUGUUAUUGAUUUCUUGCGAUUUAGGCCGUCGACAAUGGCGGCAGCCGCUGCGCUUUGUGCCGCCGGAGAGAGUUUUGAAUUUCCUGCUGAUUACGCUUUUUUUCACGAGAGUGUAAACGAAGAAAUGGUGAGAAGCUGUCAACAACUAAUGGAGGAAUAUCUGAUCGACACGUGUCCUUCUGCUCGGCUCAAAGAGCUAAGAGUCAAACAGCCACCUGCGCCUCCAAGUCCAGUCGGUGUGCUCGAUGCUAUUGCUUGUGGCAGCUGUGACACGCGCUCCGAGCAUCCCAGCUCCAGCAGCCAAGUAGAGCCGCCAGCCAAGCGGUUGCGAUCUUCUGCUUCGGAUGUACAGCAAUCAUAGAUAAGACCCCACCUCAUUUCAUCUCAAGAAAAUUGGAGACCCUAUUUUUUGGUCAUUUUUAUGUCAUUAAUUAUAUAAUGAACGGUCGGGAUUGAAUGUAGUAGAGU
Durio zibethinus is the source of this 1289-nucleotide messenger RNA. RefSeq names its product cyclin-D4-1-like. The record is from RefSeq and is a predicted model, not a curated record. NCBI's taxonomy places the organism in Eukaryota, Viridiplantae, Streptophyta, Magnoliopsida, Malvales, Malvaceae.